CCAACUUUUUUUGUGUGAUAGCUCUCAAGAUAGUGGUAUCGUCCGGCGGUACAUGCAAUUGAAUAUCCUCAAAGUUGCUGUGUAUCGGGUUGUCAAUCGAACAUACAGCAGUACAAGAUGGGCGGUAUCAAUAAGCCUAAAAAGCCCAAGUCGAAGCGCACGCCUGUUCGGUUAAGACACAAGAUCGAGAAGGCCUCAGCUGCAAAGCAGCGCAAAGCAAAGAAAGAAGCAAAGAAGAACCCACAAUGGAAAUCCAAGCUGAAGAAGGAUCCCGGCAUCCCCAAUCUAUUCCCGUAUAAGGAAAAGAUUCUGCACGAGAUUGAAGAGGCCCGACAGAGGAAACAAGAAGAACAACAGCGCCGGCGGGAGAUGGCUAAGGCCGCCAAGACGGGAGGAACAAUAGAAGCCAACGACGGCCCAGAAGGCGAGGACGACGUUGAUGAGGAUGGUAUGGAAGCCACUUUCGACGACAGCGAUAUGAUGGAUGAAGACGAAGACGAAGACGAAGACGAAGACGGCGGUGGCUCCUCAAAUCCAAUGGCUGCCCUAUUAGCGAGCGCAAGAGCGGCCGCCGAUAAGUAUGAGCGCGAGCUGCAAAGUGGCGAUGAUAUGGAUGACGAUGACGACGAAGAUUCUGAUGGGGACGACUUCAAUGUCUAUGAGUCGUCGAGGAAAGCCCACGAUAAGGUUUUUAAGCAAGUCGUGGAACAGGCAGAUGUUGUGCUCUAUGUUUUGGAUGCACGCGACCCCGAGAGCACCAGGUCAAAGGAGGUGGAACGCAUGGUCAUGGCCGCCGCCAAUGGUGGGAAGAGGCUAAUGUUCGUGCUGAACAAGAUUGAUCUCAUUCCACCCAAUGUGCUGAAGGAUUGGCUAGCCUAUCUCAGGCGAUAUUUCCCUACUCUACCUCUCCGGGCUUCGAAGUCCGCCCCGAACUCACAGACUUUCAACCAUCGCGACCUCACCGUACAGAGCACAUCUGCAACAUUGUUCAAGUCUCUCAAGUCAUUCGCUGCCUCAAAACAGCUGAAGCGCGCCAUUUCCGUUGGUGUGAUAGGAUACCCUAAUGUCGGAAAGUCGUCUGUCAUCAACGCUCUCCUUUCUGGGCUGGGUGGCCGAGGAAAGGCUGCUUGCCCUGCUGGUGCCGAGGCUGGUGUCACAACGAGUAUCCGAGCUGUCAAGAUCGAUAGCAAACUCACCUUACUCGAUUCCCCUGGAAUUGUCUUCCCUUCUACCGCCGACAGUGACAAUCCCAAGAGGACCGCGGUCGAAGAACAUGCCCACCUCAUCCUCCUAAACGCAAUCCCCCCCAAGCAGAUAGACGACCCUAUACCCGCUGUUUCUCUGCUCCUGAAGAAACUAUCAUCUUCGCCGGAGCUAUCACAAAAGCUUUUGGACGUUUACGACCUCCCGCCGCUCAUGUCUACCGAUGGAGACUCUACUACCGACUUUUUGGUACAAGUCGCUCGGAAGAGGGGAAGGCUAGGUCGUGGCGGAGUUCCCAAUCUGCCGGCUGCCGCCAUGACAGUCAUAACAGACUGGCGAGACGGGCGUGUCCAAGGAUGGGCAGAGCCACCGAAGAUGCCCGUCUCUCUCGACAGCAUUAAAGCAAGUACAGCCAAGGGUAGCGCACAAGUGGCGCCUGCUGUCAUGAUAGAUCAGAAGGAAAUUGUCACGGAAUGGGCAAAGGAGUUUAAACUUGAGGGUCUGUGGGGUGAUGACGAGGUUAAGGAGACUGGGGAGGCCAUGGAGCAGUAAAUGGAUAACGAUUUCUACCCGAGUCUAGCAUGAUACUUCUAUACCUGUCUAUCUAUUUCUGUCUUGCUGGCGUUCGGUGGAAAAAGGGGCCAAAAUGCACAUUUGGCUUCUCAUGGUAAAGUUUGAUCAAUAUAAAAAUGCAACCUCUGUUCCGGAGGCCAUGCUCAACCAUCUCUCUCUAUGUGCUCAUCUAUGCGAAAUUUGCCAUGAAACCAAGGAUGUUCACUCGGUUUUGUAGCGCAUACUCAUG
Molecule: messenger RNA, 2005 nt
Organism: Xylaria bambusicola
Lineage: Eukaryota; Fungi; Ascomycota; Sordariomycetes; Xylariales; Xylariaceae
Product: P-loop containing nucleoside triphosphate hydrolase protein
Exons: 2
Coding region: 118-1755 (545 amino acids)
Cellular component (GO): nucleolus
Molecular function (GO): GTP binding
Source: RefSeq, a predicted model, not a curated record